AAAAAUAAAAUAAAAAAUUAAUGGAAGCUAGUGAAAGUGAGAGACAAGAAAAAAGAAGAACCCAUUUCAUUCUCUUUCUAACUAAAAACCAGUAACAAAAAGGAAAACAAGCAAGCCAGAAGAAGACGAUGAAAGGAGAAGGAAAGGUCGGCUACCCAUAACAGCUGUAGAAGAAGAAAGAAAACAAGAAAAAAGGGUACUUCAUAAUUGGCUUACAUGUAUGUAUAUACAUACAUAUAUAUAUAUAUAUACAGAGAGAGAGAGAGAGAGAGAGAAAGACUGAUCUUUUAGGUUUUGUUUUGUUAUUAGAAGACUACUGCAGCAGUUGCAGAACUCAAUCAUCUCUCAGUAGCAGCUGAUUACUUGCAGAAGCCAUAUAUAUAUAUAUAUAUAUGUAUAUGUAUGAGUUUAUGUAGAUAUAUAUAUUGGAAAGUCACCAACAAACAAGAUCUCUCUGUCUUUCUCUCUUUCCAAAACCUUCCCUUUUAUCUUCUGCAAAAAUUUCAGAGAUUUUGACCCCACCUUCAUCCUUUUCUCUCUAAAACUUAUAUAACACCCACAUAGAUAUCUUCUUAGAUUGCCCAUUUCUCCACUUCUGAAAAGAAUCUCUUUUUUUUUUUAUGUAUAUGUAUAUGUAUAUAUAGUUUUGUUUUUAUCUUUAUCAGUCACUGUGGCUACUACAAGAGGCCAGCUACCUUCGGACACUGGCGCCUUUGCUGAUUGGGCGACAUCAUCCUCCACAGCAAUCCGAGCUGGUCCUGAUGAUCUUUCACUUGGUUUCGAUGCCAACGCUGCUACGGCGGCGCCAAUUGGAUUCACCAGCGCUCAAUGGCCGCCCUUGGCUCGACCGAUCAACUAUGGACUUCCAACUGAGAUGGGGAUGGUUGGUCUCCGGGAUUUUGUUGUUGUUGCUCCUGCGUCUUUUAACCAUCAUCAUCAUCACCACCACCACCAUACUCAAGAUCCCAUCAUGGUAAACGAGCAAAUCAACUGUCCGAGUGGCGCCACGGCACUCGGCGUUGGUGUUAUCCCUCUUCUGACGGCGGCUCCGUGUUUGCCUCCACAUUCUGUGGAGGAUUCUGAUUUGUUGAAUAACAAUGGUCGUAGUAAACUCAGUGGGAUGCAGCUAUGGCAGAACCAGAAUUCUUCUUCUACUACUCAUUAUCUUAAGAAACCAUCUUCACUCCCUGACAACAAUAAUUCCUCCAUGAAUUGGAUACAAACCGGAAGCGGCGGCGGCGGGAUGGGAGGAGGGAGCGUUGGUUCGGGUUCUAGCUCGGGGGCAACGUGUCAAGAUUGUGGGAACCAAGCUAAGAAAGAUUGUUUCCGUAGGAGGUGUAGAACAUGUUGUAAAAGUCGGGGUUUUGAUUGCCCUACUCACGUGAAGAGCACAUGGGUACCGGCUGCUCGGAGAAGGGAACGUCAGCUCAUGACGGCGGCUGCCAUGACUGUCGGAGCCGGCUCAUCGGGGUCGACAUCGGGUGCAAAGAAACCGAGACUUGUAACAUCUCAAACUACAACUACCUCUCAUACAUCAACUUCGAAUACUACUCCUCCUAGAAGCUCUGACACAAGCUCUAGUCACCAGGAUGCCGGUUUUAAGGAGUCAUUGCCGGGGCAAGUACGCGCACAGGCGGUGUUCAAGUGCGUACGAGUGACGGCGGUGGACGACGGUGACGAUGAGUAUGCUUAUCAAGCAGUUGUUAAGAUUGGUGGCCGUGUUUUCAAAGGGUUUCUUUAUGAUCAAGGAAUUGAAGGAAGAGAUGGGAUUCCUAAUAUAUCCGAAUUGCAUUUAGGUGGUGGUGGGAUAAAUGGGGGGUCCUCGUCAUCUCCGGUUCUCGAUCCAUCCGAAGUUUACGCCGCUGCCAGCAGUGGCUUCCUCGGUGGUUCAGGAUAUGGUAAUCCAAGAAACUGAGAUAAUCUGUUCGAGUUAGAA
Messenger RNA from Hibiscus syriacus, 1936 nucleotides. Its product is annotated as protein LATERAL ROOT PRIMORDIUM 1-like. The transcript is spliced from 2 exons. Gene Ontology annotation, biological process: positive regulation of DNA-templated transcription. Lineage: Eukaryota; Viridiplantae; Streptophyta; Magnoliopsida; Malvales; Malvaceae. The record is from RefSeq and is a predicted model, not a curated record. The coding region runs from base 875 to 1915 and encodes 346 amino acids. Gene Ontology annotation, molecular function: DNA-binding transcription factor activity; DNA binding. Gene Ontology annotation, cellular component: nucleus.